AGCAAAACCAUAACAUGUGGUACUAAAAUACUAUUAGUCAGCAGAACCACCAGACAUAUACCGAUUUAUAGUGUACAAGAUCUCAUCAGUAUGCCUUAGAUCAUAUAAAGUACAUAAUUUAUCCUUAUCAGCCACGUAGCCUUACAAACAAGUCACCCAAACGCAAAUCUAUAUAAGCCGAGAGCAAGCGAACUGGAUAAAAAAGUCGGGUUUUCGAAAAAUGGAACGCAAAAUUUAUGAAAAAUUACCAUUCGAAAUAGUGGAACCCGAAAAUGACAUACCGAACAAUUAUUUAAGUGUGGACAACGGUUUAGUAUUCGUUGGCCCUAAAAGGUAUGCUGAGCGGAGCUAUUACAAAAAACAUGGAUUGGACAUUUACAAUUUUGAAGCUAGACCAGAUGAUAUCUAUUUAGUUGGAUGCCAAAGAACUGGCACUACUCUUCACAGCGAAAUGGUGUGGCUCAUACAAAACGACCUGGAUUUCGAAAGUGCCGCAAAAGAUAUCUUAGAUCACAGAUUUCCUCAUAUAGAUUUCAGUGUAAUAGGCGUUUUCGAGUUUUUGGAGAUAGCUCUAAAAGCGAACAAGGACAGAGACAAAUUUUCAGAGAUACAUCGAAAGUAUCAAGAGUUAGAUUUGAAGGGUCUGUCAGAGCAAAAGGGUAGAAGAUUUAUAAGAUCUCACCUUCCUCUUAGCUUGAUGCCUCCACAUAUCUUUGAGGUUGGAGCGAAGGUAAUUUACUGCGCCAGAAAUCCGAAGGAUAUGCUGGUGUCUUUAUAUAAUAUGUAUAGUAAUAUAGGAAUUAGCUUACCAGAUAGAAGCUUUCAAAAUUACAUUGACGUUUUCAAAAACGAUUCAGCAUUCACGUGGCCAUACAUCGAACACGUCAAAGAAGGCUGGGACAGAAGGAACGAUGAAAACUUUCUGUUCCUGUUCUACGAAGAUACUAUAAGGGAUAAACGCCGAACAAUUCAAAAAGUGGCCGAUUUUCUGGGGAAAAAUUUGUCCGAAGACCAAGUGGAUCGUUUGGAAGAUCACCUCAAGAUUGAAAAUUUUAGAAACAACAAGUCAGUCAACUGGGACUCCUUCGUCCAAAUGGGACUUUUUAAGGAUAGUAACAAAUUCAUAAGAAAGGGCGAAUCUGGUGGUUGGAAGGAGUUAUUCGAUGAAGAAGCAGGGAAAGAAUUCGAUCAGAUUGUGGAGGAAAAGUUAAAGGGAACGGAUCUUAGAUUUCCAAGCGGUUCUACUUGAUGCGACGGAUAUAAAUUCAAAAACAUGUUUUAUAUGUAUAAUAAGUCAUUCUAUUUUGUGAAUUAAAAUGGACAAUUAUAAGAACUUUGUUAACAUUGUA
Messenger RNA from Anoplophora glabripennis (Asian longhorned beetle), 1349 nucleotides. Its product is annotated as estrogen sulfotransferase-like. Gene Ontology annotation, biological process: sulfation. Lineage: Eukaryota; Metazoa; Arthropoda; Insecta; Coleoptera; Cerambycidae. Gene Ontology annotation, molecular function: sulfotransferase activity. The transcript has 8 exons. Gene Ontology annotation, cellular component: cytoplasm. The record is from RefSeq and is a predicted model, not a curated record. Bases 221 to 1249 code for a protein of 342 amino acids.